GGCCGAGUGGUGGAAAUCUAUGGGCCCGAGGCAACGGGCAAGACAACCCUGGCGCUGCAUGUGGUGGCAGAGGCACAGAAGCGAGGAGGAGCGGCCUACUUUGUGGAUGCGGAGCAUUCGCUCGACAUCGACCUAGCAAGGGCCAUUGGGGUGGAUAUGACACGCAUGCACCUAUCUCAGCCCGACAGUGGCGAGACGGGCCUGGCUCUAGUGGACCAGAACGUCAGGAGCGGCGCCUAUGACGUCAUUGUGGUUGAUAGUGUGGCAGCACUCGUGCCCCAAGCAGAGUUGGAGGGGGAGAUGGGCGACUCGUUUGUAGCCCUGCAGGCGCGCAUGAUGUCUCAGGCGCUGCGGAAGCUGUCAGGGGCGCUCAACCGCUCGCAGGCCGUGCUGAUCUUCGUCAACCAGGUGCGAUCGAAGCUCAUGAUGGGAGGGCCAGGCAUGGGCAUGCCGGUGGAGGUGACGUCUGGAGGCAAUGCACUCAAGUUCUAUGCAUCGCUGCGGCUGCACAUCAAGCGAGUGGCGCAGCUGAAGCAGGGAGAGAAGAUUGUUGGUAACCGCGUGCGGGUAACGGUCAACAAGAAUAAGCUCGCACCGCCCUUCCGCACGGCAGAGUUCGACAUUGAGUUUGGCCACGGGAUAUCCCGGGAGGGGGAACUGCUAGAUUUGGGUGUAAAAGAAGGGUUGCUCGCUCUCUCUGGUGCGUGGUAUAAAAAGGGCGGCGAAGUGAUUGGGCAAGGGAAGGAAGGCGCGAGGAACUUUCUGAAGGAGAAUGUGGAGGUUGCGAGGGAGCUUGAGGAGGGGAUUAGAGAGAGAUUGGACGAGGACGAUGACGUGGCGCCAUGGAGAUUGGACGAUGACGAAUCAGGCAAUCUAGAUCCGCAAAUCUCGGACACACGAGGAGGGCGGAUCGCCGGAAGAAUGGCGCAGAUUGCCGAAGGAGAAGGGGAGCGGAUCAUCUUAGACAGCAGGGGAGGCGACGAGCAGAGCAGCGAACCUCACCGCAGAAAGCUCAUUUCGAUUGACGCGCGCAAGGAUGCCUUUCCGCCGCGCAGGAGGCUGGGUGCGGGCGAUAUGCGCGCGGGUGCCUUUUCGCGGCGGAAGCGGUGGAAGGAGCGGCUGGUGCGCAAGCUGGGUCCGGGGAAGAACAAUCUCCGCGAGUACCUCCGCGCGGAGGGCUCGCUGCGGUCCGAGAAUUUAACUACGCGAUACCGAAUGGAGUCGCUACAUCACGUAUUCUUAGACUAUCACAACCAGUCGCACCAGCAGACGGAGGAUAUGCAUAUCAGGUGCAAAGGCGGCGAGUGCCCGGAUUUUCAGCAGUGCUCGGGGAAUUUCACCGCUGUAGACGCGUGCCACUGCCCGGAUAUGGAAGAUUUGAGCCGGCGGGCAGCUUUACCGCCGCUGAACUGCCCGAGAGUAAAAAAAGUUAUGGUGGAUUCGCCGUUGAAAAUCAAGCCGGUGAAGAUUCUGUUUGAUCCGAACUGCUCUCAUGCGGAGGAUGAUAUCCCGCACUUUGCGUGGGUGAGCCAGAUGUUCAAUCUGCGCCACGUGUACUUCAACUCGCGCGGACAGGCGUUUAACGACUCGUUUCUAUAUGAUAGAAAUGGCUGCGGCAGCGAGCAUAAGUUCGACAUACCCGAGGGCACACGGGUGACAGUCUACGAUAAGAUAAUCAACCUGGCGCAUUGGAACGCGUACCAGUUCUACCACGGCAUUCUCGAGCUCGUGCCCGUCUUCUUCAUGCUCUCCAAGGCACCGCACCUGCUGCGCGCGCUGCCCAUCGCCGUGCAGUACCUGCAGAUGGACUUCCUGGAAAAGCUCGGAACUUUUUUUAUCGGCAUGGACAUGGUUAAUAUGGACUUGAGGGUUGUGCCGGAUGAUGAGCUGUUCUUCGCCCACCAAGUGCUUCAGCCCUACUACCAGUGGUGCGGGCGGCCCAGUCGCUCCCUCUGGCGUCACUUCCGUCGGCUGUAUCUGCUGCCACCCGACGGCCUCCCCAUGUUCCUUCCCGACUGGACCCCGCGGGUCAACAGCGCCAUGCAGUCAUACUCCAUUGGCUUCCCAGGUGCGUCCUGUGCCUUGCACCAUUCCCCUCUCUGGCCCCAUUCCACCAUUCCACCAUCUUCCCCCUCUGGCCUCUACCUGCUGCCGCCUGAUGGCCUCCCCAUGCUCCUCCUCCCUGACUGGACCCCGCGUGUCAACAGCGCCAUGCAGCCAUACUUUGGCUUCCCAGGUGCGCCUGCCGACUGGGUGGUGGUGUUAGCGCAGCGAUACAACACCCGGGCACUGGAGCAGCAUGGGGAGGUGGAGGGGCUGCUGUGCACUCUCUUCCCUCGAGAGCGGGUGGUGGUGUUUGAUGGCAGUCUGCGCAUUUCCGAUGCCAAGGCCCUCUUCAAUCGGGCCGUGCUGUUUGUAGCUGCGCACGGGGCAGCAAUCACCAACGCCAUCUUCAUGCCGUUCAAGUCGGUGCUGCUUGAGCUGCGCCCCAGGGCCUUCCACAAGGCGUGCUACCACCACCUGGCCGAGCCAUAUGGUGGCUGUGGGAUGGGGUCUUUGUCAGCUGGUAGAACCACAGCUGCAGCACCUGCGAGUCAUCCAUCCUUGACAUCUAAGGCCAUAUGUACAUUUAAGACUGCAGCCAUGGCGACUCUCCGCUGCGACGCGUCAGUCCUCGGCGCCGUGUCUUCCUCCGCUUUUGCGGGCCGUCAAAACCUUCAGGCGCAACGCGGCGAGGCGCGCGUGGUGUGCAAGAAGGAGGGCAUCCACCCCAAGUUCUAUAAGGAGGCUAAAGUUUACUGCAAUGGCGAGGAGGUGAUGACCACCAUGGGCACGCAGGAGAAAUACAUCGUCGACGUCUGGUCAGGCAACCACCCGCUGUUCCAGGGCAGCAAGAACACACUGCUGACGGAGGCAGGGCGGGUUGACAAGUUCAACCAGCGGUACGGCGCGCUCGGCACCAUGUCCAAGAUCCCCGUCCUCGAUAAGGGCGAAAUCGUUAUUGUUAAGAAGUCCAAGGCGCCGGUCAAGAAGGGUGGCAGGAGAUGA
Closterium sp. Yama58-4 is the source of this 3048-nucleotide messenger RNA. Lineage: Eukaryota; Viridiplantae; Streptophyta; Zygnematophyceae; Desmidiales; Closteriaceae. The record is from the annotation of a GenBank genome assembly.